Sparassis crispa is the source of this 744-nucleotide messenger RNA. RefSeq lists its product as hypothetical. Gene Ontology annotation, molecular function: acyltransferase activity, transferring groups other than amino-acyl groups. The transcript has 7 exons. The record is from RefSeq and is a predicted model, not a curated record. Bases 1 to 744 code for a protein of 247 amino acids. Lineage: Eukaryota; Fungi; Basidiomycota; Agaricomycetes; Polyporales; Sparassidaceae.
AUGUUAAGCGCCGGAAACGAAUUUAAAGAAGUGGUAUGCAGGCCUCUGAGAUACGAUGAGAUCUCAAAGGCAGUGGACGUCACAGAGGAAGCAUUUCGAGACAAUCCACUCGUCGACUAUCUGCAUAAUACACCCGAUGCAAGAGAUUCCCGACUGGUCAGAAUCGGGAGGAAGGCGGCCAGCAUGAUCCAGAGCUCCCACUAUGUGCGUAGUAAAGAAAUGUUGGGGAUCAAUGGAGGUGACGGUUCUGUCAUGUACCGCAGCCCGUUGACGUUGUUGUCUCAGCCACGCAGGGUGCUCGAGCGUACCUUACGCGUUAUCCUCAUGGCUAUCCUCAGUGUAUGUUUCAGAUUGAUCAACUCACGAGAGCAAUGGCAGCGAUUUCAGGAGACGAGAAAAAAGGGCGAUGCCGCAGCGAAAGACUCGAUUGGUGACCAAAUUGAGGACAUGUUUGCAAUUGACUUACUCGCAGUGGCACCGGAGAAACAAAGGAUCGGGUACGGCUCUGCGCUGGUGGGGGCUGUUACAGCGAAAGCCGAUGCACACUCCAAAGGUACAUGGCUGAUCACCAGACCUCCAACCGCGGGUUUCUACGAAAGGCUCAGUUUCACGGUGGUGGGCGAGUACACUUUGGGAGAGAGCAACCCUACGUGGACCAAGCCGCCAGUGGAGAUGGUCGUUAUGGUGAGAGAACCGAAAUUGUUGGACAUGUAUUCAAACCUGGAAAAGGGCUUUUGGAACUGA